ACAUGGCAAGUUGGUAGUUAAUACUAAAUGUCAUCAGUUAUUAUGACUUUUUUGUGAUGUUUAUUUUCGCACGGUUUUUGCAUAUUUUAUAAAUUUCGUAGAGAACAACUCAUGAUGAAAUGCAAUGACUUUGAAAAAAAUAAAACUUGCAAUCACAUGAAUAAUUUGGACCAGGCACUACACGAUUUGGGUAUGUUAAGUGCCAUAACUGAGGCUCGCCGUGAAUAUCUAAGAGAAUCUAAAUCUAAUUUGGGCGUGAUGCGGCUAAACACGCGGUAUGUGUCCAACGUCACAGUGGGGUAUUGUAUGAAACGGAGCACAAACAAAAGCAGACUCUGUCCGUACGUCUUGCCCGUGCGACAUAGAACUAAGAGUGAGAACUCAGACGCGAUCGGUUGUGAUUUGAGCGAUAACUUCGAUUUUAAGUACAAUAUAUUAGAACCAUCAACGAGUACUUUCAUGAGAGAAGAAGUCGAAAUCAAAAGCCCAGCUAAGAGAUGUCAAUCUCUAGAGAACAUAAAUCUCAACCUAGACCCGGUGCCUAAAGCUGAAAUCUCCCCCGAUAUGGAUUGUGUGUCAACAAGGAUUCAGAAGUUACAAGUUGAUGAAUGACAAUCAUUUAAGCAUCUCAUUUAAAUGUCACUGUGAUUAAUAGUGACUAGUGACUGAGGGUAGAUUAGUGAUGUAAUGGACAAAAUAAUGUAUUUUCAGUGAACAUGUUUGUAUGAUAGUAUGGGAGUAGAUAAUACAUGUUACAAAUGUUCCUAGAUCUUUAACAAAAUUUGCUGUCACAAAAUUCGUACACUUAAAAUUUAUGUUUAUCCAUAACGCCUGAUGUGUUAAAUUAGCUUCAAACAGUCACAAUCGUUACCAGUUCGAGUAGUGUUAUAAAACACAUGUUUUUUUUCUCUAAGUCACACGGGAUAAAUCGAUGGCUUCCAUUUUUAAUUGUAUGUUUGUUUUAUAUUUGUGCACCUGUAGUUAAUGUGUGUGCGUAAUGGUUGUUAUUGAUAAUAACAACAAAGAUCUCAUUUAAUUACACUCGGCAACAAAGUAUUUUAAAAAGAUUAUGAUUUGAUAUCAUUAAUUAUAGCUACCGUUUAGCUUUGUGACUUAGACGUAGUUGAUAUGUUUGUUAACAUAUAUUUUUUUGUUGUUUUUUUUUCUCCUUUACAAAUAAAUAAAUAAUUUAAAUAAA
Messenger RNA from Danaus plexippus (monarch butterfly), 1198 nucleotides. RefSeq lists its product as uncharacterized. The coding region runs from base 112 to 612 and encodes 166 amino acids. The record is from RefSeq and is a predicted model, not a curated record. The transcript is spliced from 2 exons. NCBI's taxonomy places the organism in Eukaryota, Metazoa, Arthropoda, Insecta, Lepidoptera, Nymphalidae.